AUGCCUGCCGCCAGCCGCACGGGAUCGCAGCUGUCGAUCGUGUCUCCAACCGGCUACACCGCCUCGAGCUGCGGCUACUGCACCGCACCGGGUUCGGGCACGCGCAGCUUUACCAAAUCCAGCCGGUCGUACGGCAUCUGGGCGUACCGCCUCUCCCCCUACCACUACCAGACGCUCAUCGACCAGGGCUGGAGACGCUCGGGCGACUACAUCUACAAGCCGGACGUGCUGAGGACGUGCUGUGCUCAGAUCCCCAUCCGUCUCGCCGUCGACGAGUAUCGCCCUACCAAAGGCCAGCGCCGGGCCUUGACGCAGCUGCUCUUCAGCGUCCGCCGCAGCAAACCCAAGCCGGCCAGAUGGAAGGGCAAGUGGAGCCGUGACAGGGACUGGGACGUCGAGAGACGAUGGCAGGAAGUCGUUCCACCCUCGGAUGCGGCUGAAGGCUCCUCCUCGGGCUCUUCGAGUGCAUGGGCAGACCGUGUUGCGGGCCCCAUCACGAACCGGCUCGAGGCGCGGCUGGCGCUGUCGAGUUUCAGCGCCGAAAAGUACGAGCUUUUCCGGAGAUAUCAGGGCAAGAUCCAUGGCGAGUCGGAAGAGGACAUCAGCAGCGAAAAGGGAUUCCGGCGUUUCUUGGUCGACUCUAGCCUCACACUUACGUGGCCGUCGGUUGGUCAACCGCUGACUGCAUCUCAAGAGUCGGCGGUUCGAUCUCAGAGCUGGAGCACUUGCGAAAUCUCGGAGGAGCUGCCCUACGGCUGCUACCACCAGGAAUACCGACUGGACGGCAAGUUGAUAGCGGUGGGUGUGUUGGACAUCCUGCCCAAGUGCGUGAGUAGCGUCUACGUCUUCUACGACCCAGACUUUGGCGAACUGCAGCUGGGCAAGGUGACUGCGCUGCAGGAGAUCGCGCUUGCCAAGCGGCUGGGCCGAGUGGAGGCAAUGCGCGAGGUGGCGUACUACUACCUGGGCUUCUACAUCCACGGCUGCCAAAAGAUGAAGUACAAGGCCGAGUUUGGACCGAGCCAGCUGCUCGACUGCAGCACCAACACGUGGAUGCGCCUCGCGGAUGUGGCGGCCAAGCUCGAGGCCAAGCAAUGCUUCGAGUGGUCCAGCGCCAGCGCGCAUGCUGUUGGCACAAGAGAUGGCUGCGAGACCGACGAGGGGCAAGUUCGCGUGCCCACACAGCCUCGGCCUCCACCGGGGAUGCUCGACGCUCAAGCGAUGCUGGGCGCGCUGAACAGCCUCGUGCGUGGCGGGUCGGCGGGGCACGAAGCGUCGCUGGAUCUGGUGCAAGCUGCGCUGGUGCUCGAAGCGCAACGGCAAGAAGAGGGCAUCAAUUUGCUGCUUGAGACUGCCACGGCACAGGACGACUGCGAGCUGGUGCAGGCGGUGGAGUGCAUCGCAGCGCUGGCCAACGCGGAGCUGGUGUCGUCGAUGGUGUUGUUCAUGUAG
Messenger RNA from Moesziomyces aphidis, 1452 nucleotides. NCBI's taxonomy places the organism in Eukaryota, Fungi, Basidiomycota, Ustilaginomycetes, Ustilaginales, Ustilaginaceae. The record is from the annotation of a GenBank genome assembly.